Gymnodraco acuticeps is the source of this 1830-nucleotide messenger RNA. RefSeq lists its product as uncharacterized. The record is from RefSeq and is a predicted model, not a curated record. Gene Ontology annotation, molecular function: protein kinase C binding. NCBI's taxonomy places the organism in Eukaryota, Metazoa, Chordata, Actinopteri, Perciformes, Bathydraconidae. The coding region runs from base 63 to 1640 and encodes 525 amino acids. Gene Ontology annotation, cellular component: apical plasma membrane; nucleus; cell cortex. Gene Ontology annotation, biological process: centrosome cycle; establishment or maintenance of cell polarity; regulation of cellular localization. The transcript is spliced from 8 exons.
GUGUGUUCAGCCUCCAUGUGUCAGCUCGGUUGCCGCGGCAGCAGUGUGAGGACGGAGCUCGUAUGAAGCGUCGCUGCGUUCCUCUGAGAGCCGACCACGAGCUGCUGACCCCCGACACACACACUCUGUCGGGGGUCCGGCUACUUCCCUUUGUCUCGGCUCCAUCUAAACACCUCAGCGACUCGUCCAGCAGCGAUCAAUCAGCCAAGUUAUCGAGGCGUCGCCCGGCGUCGUCUCCGAGCCGCCGCCUGAGAUUCGAGGAUGAAACGGAGACGGAGGCGGAGUCUCGUUACCUGGAGAGACAGAGGAGGCCGGUGCUGCUCUCUAAACCUCACCUGAACAGGUAUGUUUACGGAGCAGCGGGGGCGGGGCCUGUUGGAGUCCGCCUGCCUUUACCUGAAGACAGGGGGCGGAGUCUGCACAGGCCAUGCCUUCACCUGCUGACUGAGCCAAUCAGAGAGACGUACAUUGGCUCCGUCAGACAUGAGGAGACCAGGGUGGUAGGGGGCGGGGCUUACCACCAGGUGAGGAGGAGGACCAAUCAGAAGGAGAUAAAUGGAAACCCGAUGCCCAUCAUAGAUCUGCCAAUCAACCCCUACGCCCUCGACCAGCUGACCACGCCCACUUCCUACUUGGCCCCGCCCACUGUGGGGUCAGCGAUUAUGUUACAGAGCAUCGGGGUAAACUGGACAGAGGUAGUGCCAAACCAGAACAAGAAACAGGACCAGAACCAGCACCAGGAGAAGAACCAGAAGCAGGAGAAGAACCAGAAGCAGGAGAAGAACCAGAAGCAGGAGAAGAACCAGCACCAGAAGCAGGACCAGGGGGGUCCAGCUGCAGCACAGCCCCAAAAAGGGGCAGCAGCACUGCAGCAGAGAAGCCCCUCUGUGGAGGUUCAGAGCUCCACAGCUCCGCCCCCUGCUUGCAGAGAGCCAAUGAGAGCAGAGACUCACGCUGAUGACCCGCCUCUUCCUGAACGCCUCGGCAGCAGAGACGAUUCCUCUCGCCUCUCUCUGCGUCGUCUCUUCUCCAGCGUCAGGCUCAGCGGGACUCGAACCGGCAGCCUCGACCGCCUCAGCUUCAGGCCCCGCCCCCCUGUGACUGACCCCGCCCCCUCUGACCCCACCCCCACAGGAACCAGGAAGUCCUCCGCUCAGUCUCCCAGUGUGCAGGGGUCGCCCUUCCUGCAGUUGAGGAAGUCGUCUUCGGUUCAGAGUAUUGUGUCAGAGCGUAAGAAGAAGAAGGAUCGCUCUGCGGACUACAGACGAGCCGCUGAGCCGUUCUCUCAGAGGUCUCUCACCCUGCAGGACGUGGGUUCUCCGUCCUCAGCGCGCUGCGUGGGGCGGGUUCUCCAGGUCUCUGCUGACGGCUCGGUUCUGUUGGAGCUGAUCCGACCGAGCAGCAGAACGUUCGGGUUCAUCGUCAGCCGGGGGAGGGGCCGCAGGGACUCAGGAGUGUACGUGGAGGACAUGCUGGACCUCAGCACAGAGAAGCUGUUCUCAGGUCUGCUCUCAGUGGGAGAUGAGUUCCUGGAGGUCGCCGGGCAGAAAGUGUCCGCUCUGACUCUGGAUCAGGUGACCCGGCUGCUGACCCAGAACACCGUCACCACCGUCAGGGUACUACGCACACCGCCACGCUGACACCACAGAAGAAGAGAGGCCAAUAAUACAGCUGAUUACCACAGAAGAAGACAGGCCAACAAGACAGCUGAUCACCACAGAAGAAGAGAGGCCAUCAAGACAGCUGAUCACCACAGAAGAAGAGAGGCCAUCAAGACAGCUGAUCACCACAGAAGAAGAGAGGCCAUCAAGACAGCUGAUCACCACAGAA